UAUAACACAAACUUAUAAGAAUUCUUAUUUCCAAAUUCAUUCCCAAGAUUAUUCAUUCCAAUAAAUUAAUUCAAUUUUACAUAUUCUCGUACACAUUUUUUGUCCCCUAAAGUUAUACAAUUAUAGUCAACAAUUAUACACUUUUUAUUAACAAGGAAGUAUUAAGCUCAUUACAAAUACAGGAUUAAUUAAACUAAAUAAGCAAUGUUAGCAUAAAUAAAUCCGAUUACUGCUGAGUAACAACAGCCAAGGCGCUAUCAAGCUCGGCGUUGUACCGUUUCAUCGCCUUCUGCAACGGAAAUUUGAGGCCGAACUCGUCCAGCGCGUCCGCGCAGUCGCUCUCCACGGCGGCGCUCAGGCGGGUCAUCAGCGUCCCUUUGUCGUGCGACAGCAGGGCAUGGAGGGACAGCUUCAGAUCGUCCACCGCAUUCUCGAAGCUCUCGCGGCACGUUUUCACCAGCGAGUUCCUCGUCGCCGGCGGAAGGCCCUUCACCGUCGGGAGGAUGGCGCUGCUCAUGCCCUCGAUUUUGGUGGCGUAUUCGAUGGUGGCCUUGAUGGCUCUCUCGGACGCGUCCCGGAGGCUUCUAGCUCCGGCAACCAUACUGGCGCAGAGCUUCUUGUCGGUAGCGGUGUGGCAGUAAUCGCCGUCCGCAGCGGCCAGAUCGGCGGCGUGGGCGAGGAGGAGGAGGAGGAGAGCAGCGGCAAUUCUGAAGGGCAACUUUUGUGAAGCCAUUUCAAUUUUGAAUGAAUGAUCUGCUCAGAUUUGGGUCAGGCCGAUCGCCCUUCUGAUCUAGAUUCUUCC
Molecule: messenger RNA, 802 nt
Organism: Cuscuta epithymum
Lineage: Eukaryota; Viridiplantae; Streptophyta; Magnoliopsida; Solanales; Convolvulaceae
Source: the annotation of a GenBank genome assembly